Seminavis robusta is the source of this 4127-nucleotide messenger RNA. NCBI's taxonomy places the organism in Eukaryota, Bacillariophyta, Bacillariophyceae, Naviculales, Naviculaceae. The record is from the annotation of a GenBank genome assembly.
UGUAUGCAACAAUUGGCUUUUGGUUGGAUCACCCCUGGUCUUCAAUCAUGCGAAGAGUUGAUUCGAUUAACUCGACUAGAGGAGAAAACAAAAUAUCAUCGACCUUGCAACAACAGCUCAUCUUUCAUCAUACCAACGACACGCUGAAGUGAAAGCAAACAGGUGCCACUGAUCAACAUAUGGUAACACUCAGGCCAAGGCAAAGGGUAUGCGGCGACUUCUAUAGAGGAUUACGCCAUCGUCGAGUGAUCGUCAAGAUCUCUUCAUCAUCAGUUUUCCGAAGUACCGCACCAUUUUCUGAGGGGGACCUGUAUUGAGGCGUUAGCUGAGGCCUCAAACUCACUUUAUCUCGCCAACACAACGGUUUUGCACCUCAACUGCACCAAUAUUCAAAAGGUUGCUCAAGACUGACGCACCCUCCUAUCUGCUAGCCAGCGCCUAAUACUCCUUGGUGGUCGGGUACCAUCGGGUGGUACCACCCCUUCAGAGCUCUUUUGGGUAUCAGGUUACGAUUGGACGGUUGGAUACCCAUUAUCAUCCAUCAGCAGAGACCAUGGGCAAGCCGCCACGGCAUCGGACCGUUCUUCACGCAGCCGCGGCCUCCGCUGCUUCCAAGGCCUCGGGUUCCCGAAAACAACGGCAGGUUUCUUCCAACAACAGCACGGGGAGUGCUCCCAGCUCGGUCAUGUGCGUCCCAGCCCCCUUGACAAGGGAGCUUUCAGACCUAAGUGGGUCCUACAUGAACGGGAACACCGCUCCCCGUGGCUUUAACGGCGGCCGUGCCAGUGUCUGUUCUAACGAGCAUGAACAAGCCCAAGGCUUCUGGAGACAGGCAUACAUCCUAUCGUCGCCAUGUCCAAAGGAAACGCCACCGGCUCCCGCAGUAACAACAACAACAACAACAACAACAACAGCGGCAACAACAACGGCAGCGGCAGCUACGCAGCAACAAUCACAAGCACUGAUUGUAGUAGAACGAAACGGAGUGAUCGAGCUGGUCAAGAAGAGUGACAGCGGAAGCUCUACAGGGGGGGACGACCAACACGAUCAUGAACAUCAACAGCAACAACUGAAUCGAACAAAUAGCUUUGGUGCCAGGAAUGGAGCAGCGCACAACCAAAGCAAUAACAAGCUCCACACUGCUAGUAGGGGCGCCGAACUAAGCAACGAAGAUCUCCUGUUCUUGUCCCAUACGUCUCCCACCUCCCUGUUACUUUCCGUUGACAACAAUAGCAAAGACGACGAAUCGUCCCGGAUUCCCAUUCUUAUCCUUCUUCUGGAUCCAGGUCGGAAACAAUACGAAAUCAUGCAAUUGUGGGUUGACCCGCUGGCGGAUCUAGCAAGGGAUGUUCUAUAUGCGUUGCAACGAAAGCUGUCCGAUCGAUGGAGACAGGACUACGAUGGUCUAUUCCAACUGCGAGGAGACAAGUUCUGCCAAUUGGUUCAUAUACUCUCAAUAGCCAAAUAUGAUGUCCGACCAAGAGAACUUUGGGUGGCCAAGCCUUGGUCCAUGGCUGCCAAGGCAGCAACUGACAUUGCCAGGGACUGCAUCCGACAACUGAGGGCUGGUGGAUUGCUCGACUUGUACCCCAACAGCCAGCCUGGAAAGUCCCGCAUAAAGAACUUCUUGCGUAAGGGUUCCAAAGAAGGGCGAACAUCGCCAGUGUUUGAGAAUGAUAUCCCGUUGACUCUGAGUGAGGAGGCUUUGAAACGACUGCAUAUACCAAAUGGAGUCAUGAAACAUCAUCACGCUUGUCAGUUUCUGAGCUUUCAAGUUCCGUCCAUUCCAUCUCGAGUGCCUGUACACCCGCAACGCGGCAAUUCACAAAACGGUAGCAGAGGUUUCCUGGGGUCCUUGCUUGGAACCAGCCAGUCCUUUGAUGACGUUAGCUCACAGCUGAGUAAUCCAUCCGACGUUAUGCUCCUUCCUUCCAACACAGACUUAAUUCGCGUCACCAGUAGCUUCAGCACUUCCAGCCCAGCCACUAGCCCGAGUCGAAGACAACGGCAACCUCACGGAGGAUAUACACCACCCUUUGCUUCACAACAGUACAACAACUUCGACUCCAACUGGAAACCAUCCGGCCCUCUCGAAGUGGUUGGAGAAUUCAUUGUCGCCAACAAUGACAAUGGUCGAGACACAACACUCCAGCGGCAAGUAGGACAACAACCAGACACCAACGCAUCCACAAUUCUCGCAGACCUAAACAGAACCAACCCGAAGGAUCUGUCUGAGCCCAAGCAGUUUGAGGACGAGAUCGCGCACAGUAAGAAGCAACGGUGUUCCAUCUGGAACUAUUUGAGCCCGCUGAAUUGCGUCAAGCGCCGCGCCAAUGGAAAGGGCGAGGAUGGCUACUCGUCCUCGUGGGGUGGAGAUGGAAGCCGCAGCAGUGGAUCGAAAAACAACCGCAUCCGCAGAAGCAAUAGCAACGAUGCCAACGGUCGAGCAGAGACCCCGACAUCCAAAGGAAGUCAUGACGAUGAACAGUCGUUCAGGUUUGAUCCUGGUUGGAAGGAGGACAAUUCCAUCAUUUCUGAUUCCGCACCUCUGUUGAGUAGUUUGCGCAACACCAGCAAUUUUAGGCAGGCUCCGGAACAGCCAAAGCACCAAAAGGCAAAUUCACAUUCGCGAGGGUCCAUUGCUCGAUAGUCCAUGUAAUCAGCGCGGAAUGCCGCGUAUCCAUUGUUUGAACAGCACUUCUAAUAGACCACCAGAUCCAUUUUCUUACAAUGCGUGCUCUGGCAUAGGCAACCCCAUAGUUCUACGCUUCAUCAAAUGCAUUUGCUAUUCCUCAAUGGUUAUAAAUUGCUCUACUACAGAAAUUGAUACCUCCCUCAACAUUCCAACAUACAUGUCAUCAUUGCCUUCCCAACCGCAUGGCGACAAGAGCGGAUUGGAUUCAGUCAUUUAUUCUUCAUAUUCAAAAGAAGGGGAAGUCAACAGCAUAAAACACCAUCGGUGGGCGGCCCAUGUUCAAAGGUUUGAUAGAAAAACCUUCGGGCCCUUUCUCUUGUUCAUGCUUGAGCCGAGCUUUGGUUUUUGCUUCGCCAUUCUUGAUGCGAAGUUUUUCAAAGAAUGCAUACGCCUUGCGGUAGACCGCAUUUCCCUGCUGAUCUUGGUGCUUGGCAGCCAAGAAUUUGGCCAAAGCAUUGUUGUUUGCACCCGAGAGAGCGAUUCUACAGAAAGCCGCCUUGGUCACACCAGGUUUGUCCUGAAAGAGCUUCUUGAUCUUUUUGACAAGCUCUGGACAAGAGUCAUACACUACCUCCUCGUUGGCGCCAGUGGUGGCCAAGACUUCUGUCAACCAAGCGUCGGCUUCAGCUCGCUGUGCCGCCACGGAGGGCUUUGCCUUCUUGACGGCAGUGCCAUCACUCGAAGAAGACGCCUUUCGCUUCUUGUCUUGUUUCUUUUGUAACUUCUUCUGGUGGUCGUGUUUUGCCAAGAAACGACCAGCCUCAAAGUAUGUCUGAUUCUGAACAGCCGACCACUGGGGUUACAGAAUAGAAGGGUGAGAAUGGCGGAGCACUAUUGAUUUCACUUUGCUGGACCAACAAUAGACAAACGUCUCGUAUUGAAUUCUUACUGGGUCCUUGUAGUUUUUGCGGUUCAUGAACUUGUAAAAGGAUCUGCUGCUGACUCCAAUUUCUUCCAACACGUCCUUUGUGGUCCGACCACACGUGUCCAAGUAGCGCUGGAACUCGCCACGGAUUUGGUUGGGAGUCUUUUGCUUGCCGGAGGACAUCAUUGGAACCCAAUCGCAGUCUUCCCAAGGCAUGGCUUCUUCCCCUUGAUCGCUGUCAUUGUCGGAAGCGACAGUGCGAGGAGUUGUAGCCUUGGCAGCUGACACAGCAAUAGCUGUGCCGUCGUUUGGAAAAGAGAAAGCAAUAGACAUGGUGGAGCCGUGCAACGCUACAGAUGAAGGUGUGUGUCAAAGAUGCUUCAAAAGUAGGUGUAAAGCUUCGCGCCAAAAUCCGCUCAACGAAGCUGUGCACAGCGUGCCAGCCGGUCUCACAUUUGGUAAAAAUCUGAAAUCCAUUUCGUCAAAAAGCAUCAUUUUUAUAACCAAUUCAUCACCCUUCAUAACCAUCUAUAGAAAAGUACGAGUAGACUAUUAGACUAGUACCAG